UUGACCACCUAUAGGCGCUCAAAGCUGCGCAAACUGAUCCCGGUUAGGCGCUUCCCUGAAUGGACCGGGACAAUCCCUCAGAUUACAGCUUGACCCACAGGAUUUGUGCACCUGACUCGACCGGAAACAGUCAGAGAUGAACCAACACUGAUGUAGGUUUAUUUUAUCUUCCUGGAUAUAGUUAGGAAAGAACAUUAUAGUCACUUUUAGGGGUUUAAUUUAUGCAAGGCUGUAAUAUCUCCAUGUGAGGCUUUCAUAGCGGAUUUUACGCAGAUAUUCCGGCUGAAUUAUGCAGAGGAUGCGCUGUUAACAAAAUCUGAGUUUAUCACCAGAUUAUAAUGAAUGAUAUUCCUGCUUCCGGUGGAAACCUCGGCUGUAAUCCUCGCAGAUUUCCGCGCACAGAUGGAUUGCGUCCUGACCGUCAGCCGGGGACGCCACGGUAUGUAAACUGGAUGAAUUCUGCCGCUAUGUUUGCGCCUUUUUUACUGAACUGAAUCUGAAUCAAAAUGAGGAAAGCUGUUCUGAAAGAAGCCGCAAAGCGCUUCCCCUGGCUGGCCAACGUCACCUUGUACGGCUGCUUGUUCGCCGGCGGGGAUUUGGCGCAUCAGCUGAUUGCGCACAGAGAGCGCAUCGACUGGAAACACACCCGCAACGUGGCCAUCGUGGCCAUCACCUUCCAGGGAAACUUUAACUACUUCUGGCUGCGCGCUCUGGAGAAACGCUUCCCCGGAAAAUCCGCAGGGAUGGUUUUCCGCAAACUGCUGCUGGACCAAAGCUUUGCGUCACCUUUGGCCACCAGCGUCUUCUACACAGGUGUGAGUUUCCUGGAAGGAAAGGAAGACAUCCUGGAAGACUGGAGGGAGAAAUUCUUUAACACCUGGAGGACUGGACUCAUGUACUGGCCCUUUAUGCAGUUUCUGAACUUUGUCCUGAUGCCGCUGCACAUGCGGACCGCCUUCAUGGGCUGCUGCGCCUUCCUCUGGGCCUCCUUCCUGUGUUUCUCCCGGCAGGACGGCGACGGCACCGCCACCGUGGCCCUGGCCUUCAUCAUGGACCCCCGGAAAACUCUGGAGGAGAUGCGUGAGGCUCGGCUGGCCCGGAAGAGGCAUAAAAUUCAGAGGGAAAACUAAAUGUUUUCGUCUAUAUCCAUCUCAAACGCACACAUGCAGCAACAAAUCAGGCAGGAAAUGUCUGAAAAAAGACUUCAGCUUUAUUCAACGCCAAGAAGUUAUUGAAGUACCCAUUUAUGGUCUGACGCAGCCACUGGAAUGUCAAGAAAUAAAACUGUUUAUUGAGUAAAAUUGGGGUCAGGCAGCUAAAAAAACAAAGGUAAAUGGCAGUAUUAUGAUAGUGCAGCCAGAAAAAUCCAUAACUAGAUUCAAUUUAGACCAAAUGAGGGAAAAUGUCCAAACGCUUUGAUCCAGAAAUUAUGCUUUAGUCUAAUAACUGGGGUUUACUGCUAGGGAACCAAAAGGACAAAUUGGGCGCAAUUAAAAACUCUAAGGCUUAAUAACUUCUGUUUUUCACCAGCUGUGCCUUUACCUGGUGAUGUGACUGCCAUAAUCUGCAGUAAUCCAUCAAACAUGUGAUUCAAUUCUAGUUUGUGUCAUGGAUCACAAACUUAAUACUUGAAAAUCCGUUUUUUUAUCUGGGAAAUAUGAAGAAGCUUAGAAAAUGUAAGCAGAAAUGAAAAAAUACUCGUGAAUUCAAGGUAAGAUUGGGAGAUUAUCUGUUAAUAAUCAAUGAAUAAAGCAGUUUACAGGUCAUGAAGGAUGAAUGUGGAUUUGAAAAAUGGUAAAGAUCUAAACCAACCACAGACUUUUAGGUGUGUAAAAAUUUAUUUUCUUUUAUCUUUUAUUUUCUGUGACUUGCUGAUAAACCUAAAACAUAAAACAGGCAGACCAAACAUCAAAUUCAAUUAAAUUAAAAUAAAUAUAUACUAAUUAAUUUAGGUUUAUGAGUUAAUCAUCACUCCGAUCAUAUAUUUAUGCAGCACUCCCGAAAUGGAGCUAAAUUGGUGCCAUAAAGUUUAGUCAAAAGAUAAAAUAUUUGAA
This is a messenger RNA of Xiphophorus couchianus (Monterrey platyfish), 2054 nucleotides long. It is a transcript of the gene mpv17l, whose product is annotated as MPV17 mitochondrial membrane protein like. NCBI's taxonomy places the organism in Eukaryota, Metazoa, Chordata, Actinopteri, Cyprinodontiformes, Poeciliidae. Gene Ontology annotation, biological process: mitochondrial ribosome assembly. Gene Ontology annotation, cellular component: cytoplasm; mitochondrion; membrane. The record is from RefSeq and is a predicted model, not a curated record. Bases 507 to 1130 code for a protein of 207 amino acids. The transcript is spliced from 4 exons.